UUUAGUGGGAACUGGGAAGAGUAAGAAUAGAAAAGAAAAAGAAAAAGAUAAAGAAAGAAGGUAUAUCGGGUUUAAUCCUAGUUGCAGCUCAUCUUUUGAGAUCAAGAACGCUGGAAUUGAAUUGGAGGUGAAUCUGUAAUUGGAGAUAAAGAAGCUGGAAUUGGAGGUAAAUCUGUAAUUGGUGAUCAAGAAGCUGGAACUGGAGGUAAAAUAUGUCGAUACCGAGGGAGCCGGAACAAGUGAUGAAGUUUCGAGGAGGAUCCGUGCUUGGGAAGAAGACUAUCUUGAAGAGUGACCAUUUUCCAGGCUGUCAGAACAAUCGCCUUUCUCCUCACAUUGAAGGCGCCCCUAAUUAUCGCCAGGCAAAUUCCUUACAAGUUCACGGGGUUGCUAUUCCUAAGAUAGAUGGAAUCCGAAAUGUUCUUGAACACAUUGGAGCACAAAAUGACAAAAAGAUACCUCAUGUAUUGUGGAUAAAUCUUCGUGAGGAACCGGUGGUAUACAUCAAUGGGCGUCCCUUUGUGUUGCGUGAUGUCGAAAGGCCUUUCUCCAAUCUUGAGUAUACGGGAAUUAACAGGGAUAGGGUGGAAGACAUGGAAUUUCGAUUGAAGGAAGAUAUCUUGCUCGAAGCUUCAAGAUACGGAAAUAAGAUCCUUGUCACUGAUGAAUUGCCAGAUGGACAAAUGGUGGACCAGUGGGAGCCAGUGACUUGUGAUUUUGUGAAGACGCCACUUGAGGUAUAUGAGGAGCUGAAAAUGGAGGGCUUUCUGCUUACCUAUGAACGAGUUCCUGUUACUGAUGAAAAGUCACCUAAAGAAUCAGAUUUUGAUAUUCUGGUAAAUACAAUAUCACUAGUGGAUCUUAAUACCGAGGUAAUAUUUAAUUGUCAAAUGGGUCGUGGGCGAACAACAACAGGAAUGGUGAUUGCUACCUUAGUUUACCUCAACCGAAUUGGAGCCUCUGCAGGCAUUCCAAGGAGCAACUCCAUUGGAAGAGUUUUUGAUCUGAACUGUGGUGCUGACAAUUUGCUUAGUUCAGAGGAGGCAAUCCGCAGGGGAGAGUACACUGUCAUUAGAAGUUUGAUCCGUGUUUUAGAGGGUGGUGUUGAAGGAAAAAGACAGGUGGAUAAAGUGAUUGAUAAAUGUGCCUCUAUGCAGAAUUUACGAGAAGCUAUUGCUACAUACCGUAACAGUAUUUUACACCAACCAGAUGAGAUGAAGCGAGAGGCUUCACUGUCGUUUUUUGUGGAGUAUCUGGAGAGAUAUUAUUUUCUUAUAUGUUUUUCCGUAUAUCUUCACACCGAGGGAGCAACUUUAAAUGCAUGUUUGUCUAUUCAGUGUAGUUUUGCUGAUUGGAUGAGAGCUCGCCCAGAACUCUAUAGCAUAUUGCGUAGGCUAUUGAGGAGAGACCCAAUGGGCGCAUUAGGUUACCGCAAUGCAGAAAAAUCACUGACUAAGAUGCCUGAAUCUACAAAUGGCCGUCCUUAUGAGAUGAGUGUUGUUACUGCACUGAGAAACGGAGCAGUGCUCGGCAGUCAAACUGUCUUGAAAAGUGAUCAUUGCCCUGGUUGUCAAAACUUGAGUUUGUCGGAGAGGAUAGAAGGUGCCCCAAACUUCAGAGAGGUUAUGGGAUUUUCUGUUUAUGGUGUAGCGAAUCCGACGAUUGACGGCAUUCGAUCUGUUAUUUUGCGCAUUGGUAGCUUGAGAGUCGGUCGUCCAGUAUGUUGGCACAACAUGAGAGAGGAACCUGUUAUCUACAUUAAUGGAAAGCCAUUUGUGCUUCGUGAAGUUGAAAGACCUUAUAAGAACAUGAUGGAGUACACUGGAAUUGAUUGUGAGAGAGUCGAGAGAAUGGAAGCUCGACUAAAGGAAGAUAUUCUGCGUGAAUCAGAACGCUUUGGAGGAGCUAUUAUGGUUAUCCAUGAAACAGAUGAUGGUCAAAUAUUUGAUGCUUGGGAACAUGUCAACUCUGAUUCAAUUCAGACACCGCGUGAAGUUUUCAGCUGCCUACAAGUGGAGGGUUAUCCAAUUAUGUACGCACGUGUACCCAUAACUGAUGGAAAGGCUCCAAAAAGUUCCGAUUUUGACACUCUAGCAAAAAAUAUUGCAUCAGCUUCAAAGGACACUGCUUUUGUUUUUAAUUGUCAGAUGGGCAGAGGAAGGACAACAACUGGUACUGUUAUAGCCUGCCUUCUCAAACUAAGAAUAGAGAACGGAAAACCUAUACGGAUUCUCCAAUAUGAGUCUAUUGGGGAAGUGGAUGACUGUUAUUCAUGUGGUGAUGAAACUAUGGAUGAUUCAGCUGCAUCUAGCUCAAGUAUCAUUGAUCAAGGAACAUCUAGAAAGCCACCUCGGACUUUUGGCAUUAAUGACAUCUUACUGCUGUGGAAGAUCACGAGAUUAUUUGACAAUGGAGUUGAAUGUCGGGAGGCGUUAGAUGCUGUUAUCGAUAGAUGUUCAGCUUUACAGAAUAUACGUGAUGCUGUCCUACGAUAUAGGGAAUUAUUCAAUCAACAGCGUGUUGAGCCCCGGGUGAGAAGGGUCGCAUUAAACCGUGGUGCUGAGUAUUUGGAGCGUUAUUUCCGUUUGAUUGCUUUUUCUGCAUACCUUGGAAGUGAAGCCUUUGAUGGCUUUUGUGGCCAAGGAAAAUCUAAGAUGACAUUUAAGAGUUGGUUGCAAAGAAGACCUGAAGUCCAAGCAAUGAAAUGGAGCAUAAGAUUGAGGCCUGGACGAUUCUUUACUGUUCCAGAGGAUCUGCGAUCUCCGUAUGAGACUCAGCACGGAGAUGCAGUAAUGGAGGCUGUUAUUAAGGCUCGAAAUGACUCUGUGCUAGGAAGGGGCUCUAUACUUCAAAUGUACUUCUUUCCUGGUCAGAGAACUUCUAGUCACAUACAAAUACAUGGGGCACCUCACGUUUACAAGGUGGAUGGAUACCCUGUCUACAGCAUGGCAACUCCUACUAUUACUGGUGCUAGAGAGAUGUUAUCUUUCUUGACAGGUAGUGCAUCUAUUGAUGGCGGGAAAAAGGUAAUAAUAACUGAUUUGAGAGAGGAAGCUGUGGUUUACAUUAGUGGUACACCUUUUGUGCUCCGAGAACUGAACAAAGCAGUUGAUACACUGAAAAAUGUGGGGAUUACUGGUCCAGUGGUGGAACACAUGGAAGCACGUCUUAAAGAAGAUAUAAUAUCAGAGAUUACUCGAACUGGUGGACGGAUGCUUUUGCAUCGAGAAGAACACAGCCCGACGCUAAAUCAACCUAAUAUUGUUGGAUACUGGGAGAAUAUUUUCACAGAAGAUGUCAAGACCCCUGCAGAAGUUUAUGCAGCUUUAAGGGAUGAAGGCUGUGAUGUAACAUACAGGAGAAUACCAUUGACCAGAGAGAGAGAAACUUUGCCAUCUGAUAUUGAUGCAAUCCAGUGCUGUAAAGACGAGUCUGCAGGAUGCUAUUUAUUUGUGUCACAUACAGGAUUUGGAGGAGUGGCUUACGCAAUGUCAAUCAUUUGUGUAAGACUAUAUGCCGAUGGAAAUGUACAUCAUCAUGUUCCCUCUUCAUUCUAUGCCAUACCUACUCCACUUAAUGUACCUGAUGUCCAAUCAUGUUGGGCUUCUGAUGAAGCGGCACUGAAACUAGGUGACUAUCGGGAUAUACUCAGCCUAACAAGAGUUCUUGCUCAAGGGCCUAGGAGCAAAGCAGACGUCGACAAUAUCAUAGAAAGGUGUUCAGGAGCAGGACAUAUACGUGAUGAUAUUGUUUACUACACCAAAGAACUGAAGCAAGCAUGUGAUGGCAAUGAAGAGCAUCAGGCAUACCUAAUUGAUAUGGGUGUAAAGGCAUUAAGGAGAUACUUUUUCCUGAUUACAUUCAGGUCUUACCUUUACGAUGUUUCUGGUGCUGAGAUUACAUUUUCGUGCUGGAUGGAUGCUCGACCGGAACUUGGCUAUCUAUGUGAUCACCUCAGAAUUGAUAAAUAAUUUCAAAAUAGUGAAACAAUAUUCUUUUUUACAAAGUUGUUUUCUCCCUGUGAAUAGAUUGUACAAAGUUAUUCUCUGUCAUGGAAUUACCGGUAUUAGUCCGUCGAAAAACUGGUCUUGUUGACAAGGUUAUGGUCCAAUGAAAUAAAGAUGUACUAGUAUAGUACCCGUGCGUUAAAAAAUAUUAUGAUUUAUACGAAGUAUAUGUCAGUAUUUCAAUCA
Molecule: messenger RNA, 4193 nt
Organism: Spinacia oleracea (spinach)
Lineage: Eukaryota; Viridiplantae; Streptophyta; Magnoliopsida; Caryophyllales; Amaranthaceae
Exons: 19
Coding region: 213-3971 (1252 amino acids)
Source: RefSeq, a predicted model, not a curated record